AUGAUAGUAUUAAGCUAUAAUGUGAGGGGGCUUGGUAGUAGUGUUAAGCUGAGAGCAUUAAGGGAAUUGGUUCUGAAAGAGAAGGUGGACAUGUUACUUCUCCAAGAGACUAAGUUGGAAGAGGUUAACCAGAGAAUCUGUAAUGCUAUAUGGGGCAGUGAUGAAUGUAGUUGGUGCUAUAAAGCUUCAGAGGGUAGAUCUGGUGGAAUUUUAUGUAUUUGGCAGAUUGGUAAAUUUAAUAUUCUUGAUAGUUGCGUGGGCAGUGGCUUUGUGGCAAUGAGGGGAAAGAUUAUUGAACAAGAUUUGGAGUGUGGAGUGGUGAAUGUUUAUGCUCCAUGCAAUGCUACUGAUAAGAGAAGACUGUGGAUGGAAAUUAAUCAAUGGGCUGAUCGCACUAACUCCUCUUGUUUAUGUGUUGCAGGGGAUUUCAAUGCUAUAAGGAAUUCAGAGGAGAGACAAGGAUCUGCAAAUGGAGUGUCUCAAUGUAGACGAGAGAUGGAUGAUUUUAACCAGUUUAUUUAUGAUUUGCAGUUGGUUGAGCCUCCUUUGGUAGGAAAAAGAUUUACCUGGUACAGAUCUGGUGGACAAGCAUCCAGUAGACUCGACUGA
Lotus japonicus is the source of this 609-nucleotide messenger RNA. RefSeq lists its product as uncharacterized. Gene Ontology annotation, biological process: base-excision repair. The transcript has a single exon. Gene Ontology annotation, cellular component: nucleus. NCBI's taxonomy places the organism in Eukaryota, Viridiplantae, Streptophyta, Magnoliopsida, Fabales, Fabaceae. The coding region runs from base 1 to 609 and encodes 202 amino acids. The record is from RefSeq and is a predicted model, not a curated record. Gene Ontology annotation, molecular function: double-stranded DNA 3'-5' DNA exonuclease activity; DNA-(apurinic or apyrimidinic site) endonuclease activity; phosphoric diester hydrolase activity.